Messenger RNA from Kickxella alabastrina, 618 nucleotides. Its product is annotated as YL1 nuclear protein C-terminal domain-containing protein. The record is from RefSeq and is a predicted model, not a curated record. The transcript has a single exon. Lineage: Eukaryota; Fungi; Kickxellomycota; Kickxellomycetes; Kickxellales; Kickxellaceae. Gene Ontology annotation, biological process: chromatin remodeling. The coding region runs from base 76 to 573 and encodes 165 amino acids. Gene Ontology annotation, cellular component: Ino80 complex.
AUUCAUUCAUUCGUUUAUUUUCACAAAUCAAUUUAUUUUCUUCUUUUUAAGCAACCAUAAAUAUAAAAAAGGAUUAUGCCAGCGUAUAAACGAGGAGCCAACAAAAAGAUUAAAUUCAACAUAGACUCCUCCGAAAGCCCCAACCACCAUGCGUUCGACAGUAAAGAGAGCGGCAGCGAAUACCCUCUGGAGGACUUUAGGACCAGCGGCAUAACAAACCUCAAUCUCGUCAGCAAACCAUUCAAAUCAGCCAAAUACAAAAGCAACAACACAAACAGACGGUGGAAAAACCUUAAGCAGAUAAUAGUGCAGGAGGAGCAGCAGGGAAGUGGCUUGGGUGGCGAUGGCAGGUGGCCAGUGGAUUUCCCUACAUAUUGGUUGGUGGAUGCGGUGCCGUCGCUGAAGCCGCAGAAAAAAUACUGCGAUAUUACCGGGUUGCCGGCGAAAUAUGUGGACCCGAAGACCAAUGUGAGGUACUGCUCGGCCGAGGUGUACCGGGUGGUGAAGAGCUUGCCGCCUGGUGGGGAGCAGCAGUAUUUGGCGCUGCGGAAUGCCAGUGUCGUGCUGAAGUAAAAAAAGAGGGGGAAGGAAGGAUCCCGUUGGGGGGGGGGGGGAUUU